AUGGCGUCGAGUAACGUGGGCGAUGUGUGUGAUAAGGAUGAUGGGGAGUGGGGAGAGGAGGAGAUAGCAAGUUUCCAAAAGCGCAUGGCAGGGCCGUCGAGUCACAAGGCGUGUGUGGAAAGCAACGAAGCUCGUUUUGCACGCAUCAUUCAUCAAGUGUCCAAGGGGUCCAAGUUUUACGAGAACCAGCGCAAGCGCCACGAGCAUGUGACAGCCAAAGUGGCAAAAAUCCGCGAGCGCUUGGCCGAGGUCCAAGCGGCGCUUCGCAGCGGUAUUUUGCGCGAAUCCGUCGAGCACGAUGUGCAGCGGACCGUUGCCCGGCUUGAAUCACAGCGCGAUCUCUCACACUGCAUACUUCACUGCGAUAUGGACAUGUUUUACGCGGCUGUCGAGCUGCAGCGCAGCCCGUCGUUGCAAGGCCGCUGCUUUGCCGUCGGCAAAGGCGUCAUUCUCACCGCGAGCUACGAGGCGCGCAAACGCGGCGUGCGUUCCGGCAUGGCUGAGUUUGUCGCACGCGCACUUUGCGAAGAUCUCCUCGUUGUUCCUGCGAAUUUUGACGCGUACAAGCAGAGCAGCGAUGCCAUCAUGGACGUGCUGCGGUCGUACGACCCCACGCUCUACCCACGCAGUUUGGACGAGGCGUACCUAGACAUCACUACGUACUGCUCAGAGCACGAAAUCUCCGUGGAGGAGGCUGUCGAGCAGCUUCGCGCCGAUGUGCGCACAAAAACAGGGCUCACCAUCAGCGUCGGCGCUGCGCCCAACAUGCUCCUGGCCAAGAUUGCGUCGGACCGCAACAAGCCAGACGGCCAUUUUCGUCUCAUGCCAGACCGCACAUCCAUUAUGGACUUUUUGGCACAGCUGCCUGUGCGCAAAGUGCCGGGAAUCGGGCAUGUCACGGAGCGAUUGCUCGAAGCGAUUGGCGUCGAGACGUGCGGCGAUUUGUGGGCGCGGCGGGUGGUGCUCAGUAUGUGCAUGGACUCGUUCUCUUUGCUCUUAUCGAUUGCCAUGGGCAUCUCGUCUUCGCACGUCGCUCCGCCUGGGCGCGCACAGCGAAAAUCAGUAGGGAGCGAGAGCACGUUUACACCCACGAGCGAUGCGACGCUGCUCGACAUGCAGCUGCACUUGGCAUGCACUAGGCUUGCACAAGAGCUCUGCGAUAAGUCGCUUCGCGCACGCAGCGUAUCGCUCGUGGGAAAGCACGAUACGUACGAGCGCUUCUCUCGUGCGCGCGGCGUUACUCGUCGCGACGGUGUUGCAUCCUACGAAGAGCUCUACGAGAUUGGCCACGCGUUGCUAGCACAAGAAAUGAGUGCGUCGGGCAACACACUUUCUUUGCGUCUCCUUGGGAUUCGUGCUUCGUCGCUGGUCGACGUUCGCACACACACAGGCCACUCCCUGGAUACGUGGCUCCAACGUGGGCCGCCGCCACCGCCGCCGCCGCUGCCGCCGCCGCCAAAGGCUGUCCACCAGUGCCCCGUGUGCGAAAAGCCGAUUGCGAUUCCUUCGGGACUCGCUGCGCUGGAGGAGAAUGCGCAUGUGAAUCAACAUAUCGACGCAUGCUUGCACGCUCCCAAGCCGAAACGGCAACGCACAACGCUCGACGUCUACUUUGGCGUGCGCACUUAG
Messenger RNA from Malassezia vespertilionis, 1629 nucleotides. Its product is annotated as DNA-directed DNA polymerase. NCBI's taxonomy places the organism in Eukaryota, Fungi, Basidiomycota, Malasseziomycetes, Malasseziales, Malasseziaceae. The transcript has 3 exons. Gene Ontology annotation, cellular component: nucleus. The record is from RefSeq and is a predicted model, not a curated record. Gene Ontology annotation, biological process: error-prone translesion synthesis. Gene Ontology annotation, molecular function: damaged DNA binding; DNA-directed DNA polymerase activity. The coding region runs from base 1 to 1629 and encodes 542 amino acids.